Chenopodium quinoa (quinoa) is the source of this 1085-nucleotide messenger RNA. RefSeq names its product auxin-binding protein ABP19a-like. Bases 104 to 730 code for a protein of 208 amino acids. Gene Ontology annotation, molecular function: manganese ion binding. The record is from RefSeq and is a predicted model, not a curated record. Lineage: Eukaryota; Viridiplantae; Streptophyta; Magnoliopsida; Caryophyllales; Amaranthaceae. Gene Ontology annotation, cellular component: cell wall. The transcript has a single exon.
CAAAGAAAGUACAAUCAAACCAUCUACAUUACAAAAACCUACCUCUUACUUGUCUCAUUUUAUCCACCAUUUGCACCACCUAUUAUUUCUAGCUUCUAACAAAAUGAGAAAUCUUUCAUUUUUCUUCGCCUUUUGUCUGUUAUCCUCUCUCUCACAUGCUAUAGAACUCGACUUUUGUGUCGGAGAUCUUAGUCUUCCUAGAGGACCAGAAGGAUAUGCUUGCAAAGAUCCUGCUAAAGUCACAACCGAAGAUUUUGUUUACACAGGUUUUCGUGGUGAAAAAACUCCCAAUAACGUUUUUGGGAAUAAUGUGACAUUAGCAUUUUCAGAUGUGUUCCCAGCCUUCAAUGGUUUAGGCAUAUCUAUGGCCAGGUUAGACUUUGCGGUGGGAGGAGUUAUCCCAGUACACUCCCAUCGUACGUCAGAAGUUCUUCUUUUGGUAAAAGGUUCAAUCAUUGCAGGAUUUAUUGAUACCAAUAAUACUGCAUACUAUAAAAAAUUAGAGGUUGGGGAUGUGAUGGUAUUUCCACAAGCAAUGCUUCACUUUCAAAUCAACGUUGGCAAAACUCCGGCUACUGCCUUUGUUAGUUUGAAUAGUGCAAACCCAGCAUUACAACUCACUCCUACAUCCUUAUUUGCCGGAAAUUUACCUGCUGACAUUGCUCAGAAAAUUACACUCUUGAGUCGUAAAGAAGUAAUGCGAAUGAAGCAAAUUUUCGGCACAGCUUAAGUAAUAUCAUUUUUAAGCUAAUCUUAUAUUCUAAGCUACCGAUUUAUCUCAGUGUCCAACUUAUUUAUUUCUUAAUAGUAUGAAAAUAAAGGGUAUAUGAAUGCCCAUUGUAUUACUCAUAGCUUAUCCCUCUCUUACAUUUCAUGUUACGUAAUUAAUUAUUAAUUUUAAUGAUUGUAUACUUCUUAUAACCUCAUGAUCAAUAAAAAUGUAUUUAUCUAUUUGUUAUACUUCUUCGACCUUUAUUCUUCAUAUGUACCUUCUUUUACUUAUUCUUUUCAGAUAUUGCAUGACCAAAUUUUAAAAUUAAUAUAAGUAACUAGGAUUCAAAAUCUACGUCCUCCUUUCAAAACCC